Hymenoscyphus albidus is the source of this 2276-nucleotide messenger RNA. The record is from the annotation of a GenBank genome assembly. NCBI's taxonomy places the organism in Eukaryota, Fungi, Ascomycota, Leotiomycetes, Helotiales, Helotiaceae.
CCAUAAUACAUUAAAUGUUGAAUGCAUCCUCGUCGAGUCUUGAACAAAGAAGAUUUCGACGACAAGUACCAAGUGAAGAAACAUUCUUAGGUAUCUACAUACUCAUAUCUGCUGUACCACCUUCCCAAGAGAAAUUACCCCACCAUCCCUAGCUACAUAUUUACUCCCUUCGGAAAGUCAACAUUAAGCGCCCACUCGAGAAAGUCCCUUUCCGCCUUAACCGCCUACACAAACAUCAGUCUUGCAGCUACUUGAGCUGAUAUGAGGUCGCCGUCCCAUCCCAAGCCGCGCCUGGGUAAUUCUUGGGUCGUGGAUGAUUAUGACGAUGAUUACAGCUUGGACGACGAGAAUGAAGAUGCACGUUCGGCAACAUUAAGGCAUUCACCGAAACGCCGUACUCGCACCAACAAUAAAGGCACAAUUUCCCCUGAACCAGAAUUGGUUAUGCCCUCGUUGGAUAUAGAUUCGCUUGAUGGGUCGUGGGCCGAGUCAACAUCGACUUCAAGACAUCGCAGUAAUCAUCGACCCAGGGAAACAACUCGCAGGUCCCCUCGCACCUAUACCGACAGCCCUGACAAACGGAAUCAAAGGAAACUCGCCACAAACAAUCAGCAGUCAGCUUCUUCGCAUCCAUUAUCUUCUUCCGAAAACACAGAUACUCCCCCAAACAUUAUAGAAUUAUCCAUCCAGAAUUUCCUCGGCAUGUCGUCGUGGUUCUUGGAUGUGCUUUGGGGAGCACUUCGUAUUCUUAAAACGCCAAUAUCUUACCUUCUAGCGAUAUGGUUUCUGUUCGGAGCUAUGAUUAUGAUGCGGAAUCUGGUUACGACCUCAAUACAGGCCUCCUUGAGUCCAAUCUGUCGGAUCCCAGGAGUGACCUUACUCAACCUGCCUUUUUGUCCCGUCUAUCAGGGAGGUCCAAAUUCGGGUCCUCCGCCUCCAGUUGAAUUUCAGCAGCUGAUUACGGUCCAAUCCGACUUUGAAAAGGUGUUGGAGCAGAGCGCUGGUGGUGCUUCCUUGCCUUUGGAUAUGAAAAGGGGAGAGUCAUCUAUCAGAGAUUUACGACAGCUUGUCCGUUAUAGUUCUCUUAUGUCAAAGUAAGUCCUAUUUUCUCAUGGGAGCCACCAUCCUUCUUCGGUGAUAGUCGUCUUCAUUACGCGAGACCUUCCGGAAAAUUGUUACCGUUGGCCGAGUGGGGUUUGGGAUUGAAAUUCGGAAUGUUGAAAUUCUCCUAAAUGUUCUUGAGCAAUGGUUUUGAUUGAUUCAACUAUCUAGCAUAAUUCUUUGUGAAGCAGCUGCCCCAGACCAACGGCUGGCUUCUUUUAAUCAAACUAUUGUAAUAUUCUACGACCGUUUACUAACUCCUCAUUAGGGAUUCUCUCGUAUUAGAAUUUGAUUCGUUCAUAGGUACUUGUUAUUCUUUUCUUUUCUCUUCUUCUUCGAGCUGUCUUCAUUUCAUUUAAGACUGUCUUGAAACUCUAAUUAUUACUGGUAUUAGCAAUGCUGACCGCGAUGUUUUUUAUGCAGAAACUGCUCGUAUUGCCUCAUAUGACCUGCAAAGGUUCAAUUCGCACAUUGGCCGAGCUGUCGAUAACGUCAUUUCCACUACUCGAUGGACCCGUCGGGUCUUGGGUGGGAUUGAUCAGGAAUCAGCUGGCCGAGGCUCAGUUAGUGCUUUCGUCAACGAUAAUUUCAUCGCACCUUUUCAGCCUCCCAAGUUCACGGAACAAAUUCUCCUGGAUCAAUAUAUCAAGCACACACGAAGUGUGGAGGACGAAAUCUUCAAGUUGAUUGAAGAAGCUCAAACCCUUCUCAUGAUCCUAAAUAAUCUUGAAGAUCGACUCGAAGUAAUUCACGGAAUAGCCACUCAAGAAGAUGGCCAUUUGCAGAUUGCAAAGGAAGAAACCCUUGGCACUCUGUGGGCUAUGGUUGGUGGGCAUAAAACCAAACUGAAUAAAAUGGAUCGGCAGCUGGGUUUACUGUCGUCUGUUACCAAUUAUCGCAAAAAGGCACACGCUCAUGUUGCCGGUACGGUCUUGAGACUUCAGGCUAUGGGAGCUGGUCUUGAAGACUUGCGUGAACGAGUGGGUAGUCCCGAGCUACUUCGCGAUCGAGCAGAGAUUCCACUCUCGGUGCAUAUCGAGAAUAUCCAGAGAGGUGUUGAAAGAUUAGAGGAACAACGCCUGAACGGAAGAAGGAUUGAGAAUGACCAUAUCAGAGAGACCUUGGAGCGUGUACAAUCGCCCGGGUCUUCAGAAGGAGUUUUGAUUGACGGAUAG